CAUUUCUGGGCUGCCAGCAUCAAUGAUUUAUUUGCUGUGGACCAACAUGACAAGUGGCUCCGGUUUGGCCUUGCCCUGCAUACCAGAAUUGAACCAUUUUCGGGCUGCAUCAUGUGGAUGCGUGUCUGGCACUCCAACAGAAACCCCCAGCUUAUCCUGUCUUAUUACCUUGAUACCCUCAUGGAGCUCAGUCAUAUGCCUCUUGUAACUCAAAGUGAUCUCGGCACCGAGAACUUUGGGAUUGCCAAUGGACACACUCUGCUAUGUCAGUGGCAUGAUCCUGCACUCCAAGGUAUGCUCCAGCACUGCUGGAUGCGCACCAAGAAGAAUGUGAUGCCAGAAAUAAUGUGGUCUCAGCUUCAGCAUCGUUUCACACCCAAUUUCGAGAAUCUUUUGGACACUGGUGUGCACAAUGGCUGGUAUAAUGCUGGUAAUACCCUGCAAAUUAUGAUUUUCCACUGGAUUUUUAUCCCAUGGUUGCAAACAGAGUUGAAUGCAUACAAGGAUCAUGUUAAUAACACCGCAAAACGGCACGAUCAUAACAAGGUGUUACCACAUGGAAUUCCAGAGCUGAUAUAUAAUUCACCUGAAGACUUUGGAGUGCUUGAUUUCAAGGUAUGUCUUAGUCUGCCAGGCGCUAUUAAUUGUAUUCGUAAUGCCUAUAUCAACCCUUCGCACACAAUAUUUGACCUUGUGCUGCCAACUCUCAGUGAUCACCUUGCUUCUUGCUACGACCACUUGAGGUGUCCCAUCAUCACCCGCGACUCCAUCUGGGGAGUAUACUUGGACAUGCUCAAUGUCAUCCAGCUCAGCGACGAUUUACCUGCUGAAAUCAUGCCUACAGAUGAUUAUAAAUUACCUUUGUUCACGGAUCAUGAAGACUUACAUUUCCAGGAAGAUGAUAGCAGUUUUUAUUAUAUGGGAGGGGUCCGUGGUGGGCACGGUAUAGGUUAG
Molecule: messenger RNA, 954 nt
Organism: Suillus bovinus
Lineage: Eukaryota; Fungi; Basidiomycota; Agaricomycetes; Boletales; Suillaceae
Exons: 4
Source: RefSeq, a predicted model, not a curated record